GUAAAUUAUUUAUGAUAUAAUAUUUCAAUUAGUUUAUGGGCUACUGGGCGCUCUGAAUAUCCUUCAUUGUGACUUGUUUGACAUAUUCUUCCCUUCUUUGACCUCCAUCUCGCUUGCUUUCUCUUGUAAUCUUAUUGAAAUCAUGAGAAACAUGAGAGUUUUCUCGAAUGUUGAUAACUUGAUGAAGCAAGUUUUUGAUAUCAUGCUGAAGAUUGUGUUUACACGAAGACAUCUCUGAUUUAAUUUUCCUAGUUCUCCGAAGGUCAAAAGCUUUAUCGCUAAUAUCAUAUGGGGAUAAGUCAUGAGAAUCAUCUCUUCCAACACGGGCCGUUAACGUUUUAGAAAGCCUGUCGAAAGGGACUUCACUACGGAACGCUGAAUUUGACAUAUUUUCUUCCAAAUGAGAUGACUUCUUUACACUAGAAACAAAAGCAUGUUCAUCCAGUAAUUCUUCUGACAAGUUUUCUUCAAAAUCUAGUUCUUUGUUCAUCUUUACUAAUUAUUAUGAAUAGCAUCAAUGAUAU
This is a messenger RNA of Moneuplotes crassus, 524 nucleotides long. Lineage: Eukaryota; Ciliophora; Spirotrichea; Euplotida; Euplotidae. The record is from the annotation of a GenBank genome assembly.